This is a messenger RNA of Plasmopara halstedii, 939 nucleotides long. RefSeq names its product atorc6 orc6. Gene Ontology annotation, biological process: DNA replication; DNA replication initiation. Gene Ontology annotation, cellular component: nuclear origin of replication recognition complex. The transcript is spliced from 3 exons. The coding region runs from base 1 to 939 and encodes 312 amino acids. NCBI's taxonomy places the organism in Eukaryota, Oomycota, Peronosporomycetes, Peronosporales, Peronosporaceae. The record is from RefSeq and is a predicted model, not a curated record.
AUGGAUGUGAGGACAAUUGCAGCCAAGUAUGGCGGAUUACCAAUGCGAUUAAUAUCUCGAGCAGAAGAGAAUUGGCGAUUGACAAGUGCGAAAAAAUCGGCAGGUCUAGAUCCGUUUGCUGGUCCUGUCGCGUGUAUCAUAGUUGCAGCACGCGCGAUGGAAGAACCUGUAGACAAGAAGCGAUUGGCAAAAUGCGCUGGUGCUAAUACAAGACUAAUAGAACCCAUGGUGCGCAAGGUGCUGGACGCAGUGGGCGUUCGCACUGUGGUGAAGAUUUCACCUUCUGCAUUGUGUAUCAAAUUUGGCUGUGAGGCGCUCACGGAAAUCGUACAUCGUGUUUUGGAUGAGUAUCGUGUAUACCUGGCGCAGAUGGCAGCGGCAAAUCGUAGAAAGAGACGUAAGCACUCAGUUAGUGUUUUAGCGUCUACAAUGAAUGAGAAUGAUCCAGUAUUCGCAGCCGCGUGUUUGUAUGCUGUUAGUAAACAGGCUAAGAUAAAUGUAAAUCAGGAGAGAUUGCUUGAAGCUGUAUGCGGUGAUUCCAAGGCGUUUGAUGCGAUCGUAUCCUCCGUCGAGACCCAAUGCCAAAUGUCUCUGAGUGGUGCUAUCCUAGAUCGAAAGAAACUUCGGAGCUUUGAAGUGAAGAGAGCAGCUAAAAAGCUAAGAGAGCAGUAUCGUAUCGAACAGCUGGAGGAUGAGGAGCGACGAAGGACAAGUCCUGAAGUCAAUAUGGCUUCGUCGCAUUUGACGCUGGUGCAGCAGCAUCGUUUACAAUCUCUGCACACAUCGCGAGGAAACAAAGUAAUCGUAAAAAGCCUCGAGUCGUCCGAAAAUACAGCAACAGCAGCUACACCUGAAGAAUACGCUGAGUGGAGAGCUAUGGCGCUAGAAUUUAUGCGCAGCAAGAAACAAAAGGAGUUGGCGAAAAGCAGCGACUCUUAA